GCUGAAGCCAUCAGCAUUUGUCCCGGACGGACAGGUGGCGCGGCGUGUCCUUUCUCGUGUAUCGGUGACAUCAAUGUGCUAUUUCUCGUGAAUGCUCUGCUCUGUUCGAAGGACUACAAAUCCGAAAAUGUAACCGUGACCAGUGUUCUGCCGGAUGUGCUUACUUUUAUGGCCGUGGCCGUAUAGUAAUACGCAAGUAGCUGAUUGAUUCAGGGUGGACGGUGCAAAUUCUGUGCUAGCAACAGCAACGCUGUGCUGAUUGCCAGGUGUCCUUGGUGUCAACAAACGGCUUAUGAAAAGCAGCAAAGCAAAGUGGAAACACGAGGCUACAUCUAUAAGAUUGUAACGACGAAAUUUCAAUCCUAAACCGACGGAUUCGUCGGAGGUGGACAUUAGACACUGAAUCCAGGAUGCAUUCACGGGUGUUAAUGGUUUGCUGGCGACGCAAGCUGUUUUUUAUCGGGGCCGCCUUGCUGUUUCUGUUCGCGCUGUGGUUCUGGGGUUUCCUGUACACGACGCACAUCACCGAGGAAGGCGGUAAGAUCGUUUCGUUGCGGGAACUAAUGCUUGGGCGUACGCAUGGUCGUCACGAAAGUCUGCUUCAUCGGUUGGGCUUCUCCGAUGCGGCCCCCAACACGGAAACCGCCGCAUUCCGGACCUCGUACGGCGGUGGCUUGGUCGCCAAUGGAGGGGUAAGGUUCGUAAAGCCCACCACACCAGCAUCGGGCGUAAGUAAAGCACGCCAGGGUAAUGAGUGGGAUACGAUCAUGCAAGAUGACCAUGACGCUCGACACGGUGGAGAUGAAAAGGUGCAGCGGCAGAUCUCGGACGAAAUGCGGAUCGCCGCAGAAAGGCAAAGUCAUUACGAGCAUGAACUAAAACGGAUGGGUGUACCGGUAAUAGCUGGAAUUGGUCCCGGUGGUAAGGGAGGAUCACCGGUACACAGAUUGGUGCAUUUCGAUUUGAAAGGAGCCCCACCGAAGGUAGCCUACCUGAGGCGUUUACUACCAAUCUUGAAGACGCUCGGUGCAACGGGCAUACUGCUCGAGUACGAGGAUAUGUUCCCUUACGGUGGUUCACUAGCACCAUUGGCGGCCCACAACGCCUACAACCGAGACGAUCUGUUGCAGAUCUUGAAGACGGCAUUCGCCCUGGGACUGAACGUUAUACCACUGGUGCAGACAUUCGGACACCUGGAGUACGCACUGAAACUGAAAGAGUUUACUCAUCUCCGCGAGACGGAGGAUUCUCCGCAAGCGCUCUGUCCGAGCUAUAAUGCCUCCAUGGCAUUUCUGGAGGAACUGCUAGGCCAGGUGAUCGAAUAUCACACACCGGCAGACAACGAAAAUCUACUCCAUCGGGAUGACAUCGAGCGGCUUACGCCUAAGCUGACGCACGUACACAUUGGGUGCGAUGAGGUGUUCCGGUUGGCCGAGUGUUCUCGCUGUCGGCAUCGACCCAAAGAUCAACUAUUUCUCGAUCACGUGUAUAAUGUGGCAACAAUGAUACGACGUCGAUGGCCCAAGCUGCGCAUCAUCAUCUGGGACGAUAUGCUGCGUCACAUGUCGCUCGAGGCACUUCAGGCGUCCGGCAUCGGACCGUUAGUUGAACCGAUGAUCUGGGUGUAUACGGAGGACAUCUACAAGUUCGUCCAGUCGACCACCUGGGAGAAGUAUGCGUCGGUAUUCCGGACAGCAUGGGCUGCGUCGGCAUUCAAGGGUGCACACGGUGAGGGCCUGCUCAUGCCACCGAUACGACGUCACCUAGAGAAUACGCUUCGAUGGUUAGCAGUAAUGCAGGGCGAGGGGAACCGCUUCUCACACGGUUUGCAAGGACUCGCACUAACCGGCUGGCAACGGUACGAUCAUUUUGCCAUCCUCUGUGAACUGCUUCCGACCGCUUUGCCUAGUUUGGCCGUCUGUUUGUCCACGGCCGCAAAGGGAUAUUUCGAUGUCAGCGCUCGAACCAACCCAAUUCUAAGUAGUCUAACCUGCCCAGAACCGACCGGUGAGCAUCACGCAUGGUUAGAGCUACACAAGGACUCGCUCACGGUGACCUUUUCGCGCUGUAUGUUCCCGGGCAGUGCGAUUUACCGGUUUGCAUUACGCCUCACGGCCCUGUUGGCGGAAUCAAACGAGUACAUCGAAGAUAUCAAGCAACACCGUGGUUGGCUUACGGACUAUAACAUACGUCACAAUUUUAGCUCCGCUUCACGGGUCGAUGAGUUACUCGGAGAGAACUACCGCCUCCUUAACUCCGUUUCCAACUUGGCACGCAAUGCCGGCUCGACACUGGCUGAAGUAUACGAUCAUUGGACAUAUGGAGAAUUCAUCGAGCAACGCAUCUUUCCGGUACUAGAGGAGCUGAAACGGAUGGAACGGGCGGGCGAAGCGCUGCGUAAGCGUCGUGUAUGGCCACAGCGUCCGUUGCCAUACCUAAAACCAUUCGAAGUUCUCGGCAUCGACGAAAAAACCUAGCUAGCCGAGUACGUCAAGAUACCGUUCCGACACUGAAAGCCGGAAUCAAUCUUGAUGCAAGCGUCUUGGUCAACUAGAUUAAUUCACCGGCUCUAUUGCUCUAACCGUAUUGCGACGGACUGGGCCUAGAGACUUUUCACUAGUAAACUGGUGUUUUUCAUCAGCAGUCCGACAAAAAUUGAAUGCAAACAAGACUGACCGCACCGUGCUAUUGGUAGAGUAUCUAGAAGUGAGUGAAAAUCCCGCAUCAAACGGAGCUAGUGGAUAGUACAACACGACACAGAUAGGCAAAUGUUACGUCCAAUAAAGACCGAUCA
This is a messenger RNA of Anopheles darlingi, 2794 nucleotides long. RefSeq names its product hexosaminidase D. Gene Ontology annotation, molecular function: hexosaminidase activity. The transcript is spliced from 4 exons. The coding region runs from base 411 to 2477 and encodes 688 amino acids. The record is from RefSeq and is a predicted model, not a curated record. NCBI's taxonomy places the organism in Eukaryota, Metazoa, Arthropoda, Insecta, Diptera, Culicidae.